This is a messenger RNA of Penicillium nucicola, 1740 nucleotides long. RefSeq lists its product as uncharacterized. The transcript has a single exon. NCBI's taxonomy places the organism in Eukaryota, Fungi, Ascomycota, Eurotiomycetes, Eurotiales, Aspergillaceae. The record is from RefSeq and is a predicted model, not a curated record. The coding region runs from base 1 to 1740 and encodes 579 amino acids.
AUGAGUAUGGACGCUGGCGGUCUUGCUCAAAUGACUUUCAACUCUUCUUUCGAUAAUGGCGGUUCCCUUGGGGUCCCGGGCUCUGGUUUUGCUUCGCGUCGCAAAGGCUCUCACAUCAAGCGUUUGAGCGUGCCACCCCAAAUCGCUACCAUUGAUGAAUCUCAGGCUUCCGCCUCGGUUUCUACUCCACGCACCAGUCGUUCUCACCUCUUGGCUGGGUUGCGCACUGCUCCCAAAUCUGCCACAAUUCCCUCCCAACAACAACGGAAUGCAAUGGAGGGUGGACGAUUCCCUGGUUUCCCUAGCCGAGGGGCAGAUCGAGUUCCACAAACUGCGACAGGAACCGGAUUUCCGCAGCAAAUGUACGCCAAUCAAGGCAUGAACUUGCAUCAAUCUCAUCAGUCGAACCACCUACACCAAUCCCAUCAAGCGCAGCAAAAUCGCAUGAUGUACACUUUGCCAGAGCAAGUGCUUGCACCCCCCAUGCUUGACAUUGGUGGUGGAGAUAUCCCCAUUGAUGAGAACAUGUACGCGGAGAUCAUGUCGACCAACUUGUUUCUUGCUGCUCAGCAGCAGCGCCUACAGCAGCAGCUGAUAAGUGUCACUGCUGCUGCUCAGCAAUUUCAAGGUCUUAACUUGGGCAUGACUCAACAUCAGCAAGCUGCCUCCCUUCCCGGCAUGGGUUUUUAUCAGCAACAGCUCCAGCAAGGCGUUCAGCCGAUUGUGCAGCCAGUUCCUGGCAGGCCUGGAUUGUUCUGUGUUUACAAUCCUCUGACUGGUCAGCAGAGUUACAUUAUGGAUAACUCCCAGGAUGAUGGUCCAGCUCAGUCCUAUCAAGAUACCCGAUCCCAUGUUGGCCAGCAGGUGCCGCAAUUCCGUGCAGAGAUCUCUCCUCCCGGAGAAUCUGCGCACUCUGUGAUGCAAUUCCCGCAAACCAUGUCGCUUCCCACUGGCAGCCCCUCCCCGCCGCACGAGGCAUCUGUGAGCGCUCUUCGCCGCGGCCACCGGAAGAAUCCUUCGUUUAACCCGGCCAUUAAGACCAGUAUAGAUACCAACAAGGCCAAUGUGGGACAUGGCCCUCGUUCUGCUGCACUACCGCCGACACCAGCUACUGGAACCUUCGGACCCGGUCAUUCCCGUGCUGGUGAGCAUCCUAUCCGUCAGCCCCGUGGACCUCCUUCGCUCGAGGAUCUUGUUGCCAAACCCACUUCUCAACACGAGGGUAGCAAGAAUUUCGCGACUCGUCAACGCCGCCGUGCUGUUCACAACCUUGUUCGUGCGGGUAUUGAGCGUCGUGGCGAUACACGUAGUCUUGGAUACCACAGCAGCGGUGGUACUAAUACACCGGCAAGCGAGAAAGAAUUCACUUUCUCUGAUGGCGAUGAUGCAACCGUGCGCAGCGGUAGUCUCUCCAGCAAGCCCAGCCUCGGUAGCCUACGUGCAGUGGCCAAUGGUGCCAUUGGAUCUGAGAGAAAGGAGAAGUCUGGCCGGGAGCGUGGCUCCCCAGACAGUUCUUUCCACAGUGCCACCCCAACCAGCGAGGAUGGUGGCUAUUUUGGGUCCAAGUUUGUGGAUGUUCGUGGGGAAUAUGCCCCUUCGCCUAGUCACAGUGGUACCUCCUCGCCCUCAGUUGCGGCUGUUGUUGCUGGCCAGGGGCCGGUGGCUCAAGCACCAGAACGGCGCAAGACGCCAAUGCUGGUGUUGUCCAGCGCUGAAAAGCGCAAGACCCCUUUCAUGUAA